Molecule: messenger RNA, 1446 nt
Organism: Galdieria sulphuraria
Lineage: Eukaryota; Rhodophyta; Bangiophyceae; Galdieriales; Galdieriaceae
Product: myo-inositol 2-dehydrogenase
Exons: 5
Coding region: 64-1296 (410 amino acids)
Biological process (GO): NADPH regeneration
Cellular component (GO): cytoplasm
Molecular function (GO): nucleotide binding; oxidoreductase activity
Source: RefSeq, a predicted model, not a curated record
GAUUUAUCUCUCUCUCUAUUGGAAAUUCAUUGAUUCUUUCUAUUUUUCUUGAAAAGGGAGAAGAUGGCUUUUGCAGGGUCACUCGUUUAUUCUAAAAAAACUUGUACUUGGCAAGGAGGGAUAGGCUUAUGCAAGCACAACUCAACACAUUCAUGGUGCAAACCUGUUAUGAGUCCUCGUCGUUUAACUACUUUUCAAUGGAAUAUGAGAGUUGCACCUACUGCUAAUGUAUCUGAUACUAGUUUGGGUGAAAAAUCUUCAGAAACAGUAAAUAUCGGAAUUAUUGGUGCAGGAAGAAUUGGUCAAGUACAUGCCGAGAACUUGGCUUUUCGCAUCAAAAAGGGAAGACUGGUUGGAGUAGCUUCAGGAACAAAACAAUUGGCGGAAAGAUGUAGCUUGGCAACAGGUUGUAAACCUUAUUAUGAUUAUCAUGUGCUAUUGGAGGACCCUUCCGUGGAUGCCGUUUGUAUAUGUUCUGCUUCCAAUCAACAUACCAAACAAAUCAUGGAAGCCGCAAGAGCAGGGAAACAUAUCUUUUGUGAAAAGCCUAUCGAUACCGAUUUGAGGAAAAUUGAUGAGGCUUUACAAGUAGUGGAAGAAUGUGGAGUAAAACUACAAGUAGGUUUUAAUAGAAGAUUUGAUCAGAAUUAUUCUCGAGUCCGACAAGCUAUUGUUCGUGGUGAAAUUGGAACACCACAAAUUUUACACAUCGUGAGUAGAGACCCUUCUCCACCUCCUUUGGAAUAUCUAAAGAGUUCUGGUGGAAUUUGGUUGGAUUGUUCCAUUCAUGACUUUGAUAUGGCAAGAUUUUUGAUUGGAGAUGAAGUAGAACAAGUAUAUGCAGUUGGAGCCAUUCAUUGUGUACCUGAAAUGAAGGAAUUUGGAGAUGUGGAUACUUCCAUCGUUUUAUUACAAUUCCGCAAUGGAGUUGUAGCAACUAUUGACAAUUCUCGUCAAGCAGUUUAUGGUUAUGACCAACGUUGUGAAGUAUUUGGUUCCCAAGGUUCUGUGCAUAUCAACAACAAUUAUCCCAAUUCGGCAGUUAUUUCAACCAGUCAAAGUAUUAUGCGAGAUUUACCUCUACACUUUUUUAUGGAAAGAUACACGGAGUCUUUUAUUGAGGAACUCGAUCAAUUUUGCGAUUGCAUUUUGAAUAACAAACCUGUCCCAGUUACUGGUUGGGAUGGAAGAGCUCCUGUGGUCAUUGCAUUGGCUGCAAAGAAAAGUUUUAUGGAAGGUCGACCUAUUCGUGUGGAACAAGUCGACUAUGUUCACUCUGCUACUAGUACUCGAUAAAGUUUGUAUGAUGGUUCUGUCCGUUAGAAUUGUGACACUAUUUGCACAUACAAAGAACAAUUGUCACAAGGAACCAACCCAUCAAGGGAUGAGAUGAUUUCGUCUUGAUUCAAAACCAGUUGCCCACCACAACGACAGUUGGUUUGGUAA